GCUCCGGGCAGUGGUGGGGGGCUCCGGGCAGCUUGCGCGCCCCUGGCCGUAGCCGCGGCUCCGGCGAUGCUGCACUCCAUGGGCGCCCACACCUUGCAAGCGCUCAGCCAGGUGGCCGCCUGCGUGCUGCUCCUGCCCCGCUUCCUCCUGACGGCCGUGAUGCUCUGGCUCCUCGAUUUCCUCUGCAUUCGCAAGAAGCUCUUGCUGACGACGCCGGCGGCGGUGGCCGGAGAGGUGGCGGCGACGGCGGCUGAAGAAGAGGAGGACAGCUCCUCCUCGGGGCCACCUCCGGACGACCCUCCGCUGUGCGUGUCCGACUCGAACCGCAUGUUCACGCUGGAGUCGCUCAAGGCAGUGUGGCACGGCCAGAAGCUGGACUUCUUCAAGGCGGCGCACGUGGGCGCGGCGGCGCCUAACCCGGAGGUGAUCCAGCUGGACGGGCGCACGCGGCUGCGCAUCCUCGACUACGCGCGGGGCAAGCGGCCGCUGAUCCUCAACUUCGGCAGCUGCACCUGACCGCCCUUCAUGGCGCGCCUGCGCGCUUUCGAGAGCCUCGCCGCGUGCUUCCUGGACGUCGCCGACUUCCUGCUGGUGUACAUCGAGGAGGCGCACCCUUCCGACGGCUGGGUCAGCUCGGACGCCGCCUACGACAUCCCCAAGCACCAGUGCCUCCAGGACAGGCUGCGCGCGGCACAGCUCAUGCAGGAAGGCGCGCCGGGCUGCCCGCUUGCCGUCGACACAAUGGACAAUGCCUCGAGCGCCGCCUACGGGGCGUACUUCGAGCGCCUCUACAUCAUCCAGGAGCAAAAGGUGAUGUACCAAGGGGGCCGAGGGCCCGAGGGCUACAAGAUCUCCGAACUCAGGCGCUGGCUAGACCAGUACAAGCGCCGCCUCCAGGGGGGGCCCAGCACGGUGGUCGUCCAGGUGUAGGAAGGGGCUUCAGGCGGCGGGAUAUAGGGUGAGGAGAGGGCAUGGUGGAAGACCCUCCGACCAGGAGGAGGAGAGGUCUCUCCCUUUUUCCUCGAACCCGCGACUCCCCAAAGGCUCCUGCGUGAGUUUUCAUGCAAGACGUGACCCGUGACUCUUUCCACUAUUCGAAUCAUGUUGAUUUGCCGAACAUUUGUUAUUAACAUUCAUUUCUACGUGCGGUUUUAAUUUUUUUUUCUUUAAAAAAAACAACAACAAAUAACUUGCGUGGGUGGAUGAAUAGAACUCUCUUUUGUGUGGGGGAAGAAAACCAGCGUUUACUACUUGGAUGGAAGUUUCUGGGUGUUUGUGCAACCCGAUGAGUGCGUAUUUGGUUAAGUGUGCCGAUAGGAUUGCAACCUGACUGCGCGCAACACGCGCUGUUUGUUUGUGUGUGUGUGUGUGUGUGUCUGGGUGUAUGUUCCGGCGGGAUCCGAGUUCUGCCGUGCACGUGUGUCUUGUUGUCUGGGGCAAAGUUUCCUCUGCGCCCGAGUGAUCUUCCGCCGUCCUAGCAAAGCUGUUCGCUGGGAUUUCUAGUGUUUCUGUGUGAUGACCGGUUUCGAAAUGGUGAUCCCAAUGCCAGGAAAUCGCGUCUGAUGAUCUGAAAUAUUAGAAUGACCAGUUUAAAAAAAAAGCAAAAAAAAAAAAAAAAGAAUGUUUAUUUAUGUGACCUCUCCGUUUGUUGUACUUUUCCUUUUUUUUGUAAAACGUCCAUUUUUUAUGAACUUUUUAUAACAUUAUUAAUAAAGAUUAUUGAUUAAAAGA
Molecule: messenger RNA, 1731 nt
Organism: Lacerta agilis (Sand lizard)
Lineage: Eukaryota; Metazoa; Chordata; Lepidosauria; Squamata; Lacertidae
Gene: DIO3
Product: iodothyronine deiodinase 3
Exons: 1
Molecular function (GO): thyroxine 5'-deiodinase activity
Source: RefSeq, a predicted model, not a curated record